This is a messenger RNA of Procambarus clarkii (red swamp crayfish), 1902 nucleotides long. The record is from RefSeq and is a predicted model, not a curated record. Lineage: Eukaryota; Metazoa; Arthropoda; Malacostraca; Decapoda; Cambaridae.
AUGUCCAGUAGAGUCACAAUACAUCAUGUGAGCAGUGGAGGCACAAUACAUCAUGUGAGCAGUGGAGGCACAAUACAUCAUGUGAGCAGUGGAGUCACAAUACAUCAUGUGAGCAGUGGAGUCACAAUACAUCAUGUGAGCAGUGGAGGCACAAUACCUCAUGUGAGCAGUGGAGGCACAAUACAUCAUGUGAGCAGUGGAGGCACAAUACAUCAUGUGAGCAGUGGAGUCACAAUACAUCAUGUGAGCAGUGGAGGCACAAUACAUCAUGUGAGCAGUGGAGGCACAAUACAUCAUGUGAGCAGUGGAGGCACAAUACCUCAUGUGAGCAGUGGAGGCACAAGGCAUCAUGUGAGCAGUGGAGGCACAAUACUUCAUGUGAGCAGUGGAGGCACAAUACAUCAUGUGAGCAGUGGAGUCACAAUACAUCAUGUGAGCAGUGGAGGCACAAUACAUCAUGUGAGCAGUGGAGGCACAAUACCUCAUGUGAGCAGUGGAGGCACAAGGCAUCAUGUGAGCAGUGGAGGCACAAUACAUCAUGUGAGCAGUGGAGGCACAAUACCUCAUGUGAGCAGUGGAGGCACAAGGCAUCAUGUGAGCAGUGGAGGCACAAUACUUCAUGUGAGCAGUGGAGGCACAAUACCUCAUGUGAGCAGUGGAGGCACAAGGCAUCAUGUGAGCAGUGGAGGCACAAUACCUCAUGUGAGCAGUGGAGGCACAAUACCUCAUGUGAGCAGUGGAGGCACAAGGCAUCAUGUGAGCAGUGGAGGCACAAUACAUCAUGUGAGCAGUGGAGGCACAAUACCUCAUGUGAGCAGUGGAGGCACAAGGCAUCAUGUGAGCAGUGGAGGCACAAGGCAUCAUGUGAGCAGUGGAGGCACAAUAAGUUAUGUGAGCAGUGGAGGCACAAUAAGUCAUGUGAGCAGUGGAGGCACAAUAAGUCAUUGGAGGCACAAGACAUCAUGUGAGCAGUGGAGGCACAAUACAUCAUGUGAUGUAUUGAGCAGUGGAGGCACAAUACAUCAUGUGAGCAGUGGAGGCACAAUACAUCAUGUGAGCAGUGGAGGCACAAGACAUCAUGUGAGCAGUGGAGGCACAAUACAUCAUGUGAGCAGUGGAGGCACAAGGCAUCAUGUGAGCAGUGGAGGCACAAUAAGUUAUUUGAGCAGUGGAGGCACAAGACAUCAUGUGAGCAGUGGAGGCACAAUACAUCAUAUGAGCAGUGGAGGCACAAUACCUCAUGUGAGCAGUGGAGGCACAAUAAGUCAUGUGAGCAGUGGAGGCACAAUACAUUAUGUGAGCAGUGGAGGCACAAUACAUCAUAUGAGCAGUGGAGGCACAAUACCUCAUGUGAGCAGUGGAGGCACAAUACAUCAUAUGAGCAGUGGAGGCACAAUACAUCAUAUGAGCAGUGGAGGCACAAUACAUCAUAUGAGCAGUGGAGGCACAAUACAUCAUAUGAGCAGUGGAGGCACAAUGCAUCAUAUGAGCAGUGAAGGCACAAUACAUCAUAUGAGCAGUGGAGGCACAAUACAUCAUAUGAGCAGUGGAGGCACAAUACAUCAUAUGAGCAGUGGAGGCACAAUACAUCAUAUGAGCAGUGGAGGCACAAUACCUCAUAUGAGCAGUGGAGGCACAAUACAUCAUAUGAGCAGUGGAGGCACAAUGCAUCAUAUGAGCAGUGGAGGCACAAUACCUCAUGUGAGCAGUGGAGGCACAAUACAUCAUAUGAGCAGUGGAGGCACAAUACAUCAUAUGAGCAGUGGAGGCACAAUACAUCAUAUGAGCAGUGGAGGCACAAUGCAUCAUAUGAGCAGUGGAGGCACAAUACCUCAUGUGAGCAGUGGAGGCACAAUACAUCAUAUGAGCAGUGGAGGCACAAUACAUCAUGUGAUGUAUUGA